Globicephala melas (long-finned pilot whale) is the source of this 1920-nucleotide messenger RNA. RefSeq names its product glial cells missing transcription factor 2 (gene GCM2). Gene Ontology annotation, biological process: gliogenesis; regulation of transcription by RNA polymerase II. The record is from RefSeq and is a predicted model, not a curated record. Gene Ontology annotation, molecular function: RNA polymerase II cis-regulatory region sequence-specific DNA binding; DNA-binding transcription activator activity, RNA polymerase II-specific. Lineage: Eukaryota; Metazoa; Chordata; Mammalia; Artiodactyla; Delphinidae. Gene Ontology annotation, cellular component: nucleus.
AUGACAAGAAGAGGCUGUAAUCCUGCGACGGGCGCUGGCCUGGGUGCCCUCCAGGCCGGCUCCCAAGAAGCAUCAGUCCGCGCCCCUGGUGCGCGCUCGGCGCUCAGUCUAGGGCCCGCAGGUCUCGGGAUUUGCCGGGAUGACUCUCUUCCCACAGGGUCAGGUCUCUCCGCAGCCCCCGGGAGCAGGCGGCCUCCUGGGCCGACGACCACACGGGGACCUUCGGCACUCCCUCGAACGUCCCUCCUCCCCCCACCUCCCCCCGAGGAUGAGCACAGAUUCCAGACCACGCGCACCAGCUACAACAAAAUCUCCGAAAAGGGUCGGCCCAAAGCCAGCUGGCUUGCGCUCAUCUACUCAGGAUCCUGGGCGGAGAGCGCCAGCGAGGAGGGCCAGAUGCCGGCGGAGGCGGGGCAGCAGGCGGACGGUGCGUGUUCCCACGGGAUGAAGCUCAGCUGGGACAUCAACGACCCGCAGAUGCCUCGGGAGCCAGACCACUUCGACCGCUUCUGCGAGUGGCCGGACGGCUACGUGCGCCUCAUCUACCGCAGUGGCGAGAAGAAGGCGCAACGCCAUCUGAGCGGCUGGGCCAUGCGGAACACCAACAACCACAACGGCCACAUCCUCAAGAAGUCGUGCCUGGGCGUGGUGGUGUGUGCGCGGGACUGCACCCUGCCCGACGGCUCCCGUCUGCAGCUGCGGCCUGCCAUCUGCGACAAAGCCAGGCUGAAGCAGCAGAAGAAGGCAUGCCCCAACUGUCAUGCUGCUUUGGAGUUGAUCCCCUGUCGAGGGCACAGCGGGUACCCUGUAACCAACUUUUGGCGGCUUGAUGGCAAUGCAAUAUUUUUUCAGGCCAAGGGAGUUCAUGAUCACCCAAGACCAGAGAGUAAAUCAGAGACAGAAGCUCGAAGAAGUGCUAUCAAGAGACAAAUGGCUUCUUUUUACCAACCCCAGAAAAAGAGAAUUCGAGAACCCGAGGCAGGAGAGAAUCAAGAUAACGGUGGCCAUUUCAGCAACAUACCUUCCCUGGAGAACCCAGAGGAGUUUGAUAUAAUUCCUGACACUGGCUUCCCUGUUCCAGGGCAGCCUUGCUUUUCCUUUCCAAACUCGGAUGCUUACAAAGCUACCUGUGACCUAGCUGCCUUUCAAGGAGAUAUAGUACCACCCUUUCAGAAAUAUCCAAACCCAAGAAUCUUUUUGCCUAGGCCACCCUGCAGCUAUGAAUUGGCAGGCCCUGGUUACACAAAUUCAGGCCCGUAUUAUCCCACCCUUUAUAAAGAUGCCAGCAGUAUUCCUGAUGACACGGACUGGGUUCAUCUGAAUGCACUGCAAUACAAUAUCAACUCCUACGGCAGCUUUGAGAGAAGCUUUGAUUUCACCAGUAAACAGCCUGGCUGGAAACCAGCUCUUGGAAAAGCUGACCUUGGGGAGAGCACUGACCAUGGACAGUUCCAGGCCGCGGCCGCUCGCCCUUAUUACAACCCAGAGCUUCCCUCCAGGUACCUCACGACGGCCCCGCCAUCUGCUCCAGCCCUGCAGACAGUAAUCACCACCACCACCAAAGUGUCCUACCAGGCCUACCAGCCCCCUGCUCUGAAAUGCUGUGACAAUGUGCGGGAAGUUACGAGCCUUUCUGGCUGUAACUAUGAUUCUGAAAACACCCAAAUGUCCAUCUAUCUGGAAGACUUGGACCUUCCAGCUACAGUCGCCAUGGCAGCCUCUCCAACAGCAUCACUUCCUUUGAAAAUUCCUGGAGAUUGCCGGACCAUCAGACACACUUUGCCUUUUCCUCAAGACUCAGCACCCUCCUGGACAGACGGAGCAGAGACGUGGGAUGUGUGUCCAUCUGGACCGGGGUCUACAAUUAGUUAUUCAGAGAGAAUCAGUCCGUUCUUUAGCUAUGACCAUGAGGACUUUUGA